AUUGAAAAUGCGUUUCACUUGCGUAUGUUAUGCGGUGAAAAGCUAGGUUAUGUUCCAGAAGUUUCAUCAGUUUUACUCGACUACUUUGAUAACUUAUUAUUUGCACGGGAAUCUGCCAGCUUAGCAGUGAUAAGAAAUGGCAGCAUAUGGGUCAAGCAAUCUUGAAUUGAAAAAAAUCCACUGAUGAAUUCAGCUGCUAGUUGUGAACGUUCAAUGGCAGCUGCCUUGCGGCUGUUACGUAACUUGUAGCGUGUAAUGCUUCGGACAUAUGAUGCAAUUUCGUAUAUCAUGUUCUGCUGAUUCCCGAUGACGAUUAACUUUAACCAAUGCUUUCAUGAGUGGGGUCUAAUCUAGAAUUACCGUCUGUCUUUCUCGGUUUGACCCCGGAACAGUAGCUCUGUCCAAAAUGUCCGUCUCUGAUAAGCAGAAAACGAUUGAAAUCUUGCGGGAUACAGAAAGGAUUGGUGAUAAAGUUCUAAUGCACAAACAAGAACUGAUUGCCCUUGAUAAACGGCGCCAGGAAACACGAGAAGCUACUCGUACCAUAAGGAACAACUUCCCUAAAGAGGAUGCCAAAGUUUGGAUCACAGUUGGUUCCUUGCUAAUUAAGAUGAAACGAACAAAAGCACUGGAGCUGCUGGAGAAAGAUGCUGUACAGAUCGAAAAAGAAAUUAUUCGGAUUCGUGCAGAACAAAAGGUUCUGGUCAGCAAGCAACGCGAUCUAGAGCACGAUACUCCACUGAGGGGGUUCGAUCUAAAACCGUUAAGCGAUGCGGAGAUCUCUGCCUUAAGGGCUAAUAUUUAAUUUCAAAACAACUCAAUCCAACUUAAAUUUUUAAGUUAAUGUUAAGAUUUAUUUUACGCUAAAUUUGUCUGAUUUGUAACAUCCGAAAU
Molecule: messenger RNA, 894 nt
Organism: Topomyia yanbarensis
Lineage: Eukaryota; Metazoa; Arthropoda; Insecta; Diptera; Culicidae
Gene: Pdrg1
Product: p53 and DNA damage-regulated protein 1
Exons: 1
Coding region: 407-805 (132 amino acids)
Source: RefSeq, a predicted model, not a curated record